UGUGGUCGUAGCAAGCUUGUCCGAAGUGCCCAGCCUGAUGAAAAUCGAGGGUGCGAGAGGCCUCGUCUCGUCGGAACAUGUUCUUGUGGUUGAAUUUCAGGGAGCAGGAACUUCUGACCGUUAUGGUUUCUGUACUCAGCAUUAUUAUCCGAUCACCGACGAAAAGUCGCGUGUACAGAAAGACUAUUGCAUGUCUUCUUUCAUAUGACGACCAAACCUGGGAUGGUGAAAGUUCCCUAGAUUGGAGUAAAAAUGCAAGUGUUUGGUGUUAUUUUCAUUGUAUUAAGUGUUUGUCGCUCCAAUUUGGCUACUUAUGGUGGGCAUGACUUGUUCACAUCAUUGGGGCAGCUCAAUGAGCUUUGGAAAAACGAAGUGCUUGUAAUAAAAAACAUGAAAAAGGCCAUCCAAAAUAUGGACGAGAUCAAAGCAUCGUUAGUCAAAUAUAUCAAAAGUCACGAAGACGCUCAACUAAACCAAGAGCCCAACUUUGAUUAUUUGGGUCAGCCAAUUAAUGGAUACCUCAUGAUCCGCCAUGUCGCUCUUGGGUGGCAAGAAGUCCGUGAGCAGGUUUUCAAGGUUGAAAACGAAACUCGUCAAAUCUUUGACGAGCUGAAAGAUCGAGAGAAAGAAAAGCUUCCCGAUGAGCACGAUAUCCAUGGUGCUGCUUACGGAUUGGCCCGUUUGCAUUCACUUUACAGUUUAAACAGCACUCAAAUGAUUGAGAACGGGGUGAUUGAAGCCAAAAUCAAAAAUGGAAUUCAUGCCUUGUCUGAGCCUAGCGUCAUGAAGCUAACAGCUUGGGACUUGGACUUGAUUGCUCGCCAGGGCAAAACUCAGGGAUUGUACAAUACCAUGGUUGAUUUUUACGGCGUCUUAGUGGACAAAUUCCGCGGAGAAGAGCUCUCCAAGGAGAAACCCUUUGAAACAUUCAUGGCCAGUAAAAGGAAUUUGACAGACAUUCAACAAGACAUUAGACAUGCCAAGAUACUCCAUGAUGAAACACUGAUUCGGAGAGGUUCUCGCUCCGGGGCUCGAACCCAUGACCUUCCAUUGGACCCAAAGUUGCGCAAGAAGAAAAAAUUCAAGAAGAAGACCUUUGAGCUCAAAGAUCCCAUUACCGACGAGGAGAGGGCAGAAAAUCAUAGACAACUCGAAAUGCCGGAGGUGAAGCAAAAGGCUGACCUUCAAAAAGAACUUCUCUGCACCGGGGUCACCUUCAGGACUGCCAAUGAUACUAAGGAUCUCUUUUGCACCUACGCCCAUAACAACUCGCCUUGGUUGCGAUUGGGCCCCAUGAAAGUGGAAAUUCAGAGCAAAGAGCCCUAUAUUGCCGUUUUGAGGGAGCUCAUGUACCCCCACGAAUGUGACAAUAUCACCAGGUUCCUGGGUCCCCAUCUGGACUUUCCACCCGGUCGAAUGAACCCAAGACACAUGAUUAACGAUUGGACGAUGAAAAAUGCCUGGCCUAACGAAGCUCACAACAUUCAUUUGGAAAAAAUGACCCGACGAGUGGAACACAUUAGUGGACUUCAUGCUUCUAGCUUCAAAGAAGAAUCAGAUGCCUUUAUGUGCGGUAAUUAUGGAAUUGGAGGUCAUUAUGGCACACAUCCCGAUUUCAGCAAAUGGAACCCUAAUGCCUUUAUGGACGCCAAGUCGAGAGUGAACCGCAUUUCGACCGUCAUGACCGUUCUAGAUGCUCCAAUUGCAGGUGGUGCGACUGUAUGGCCAUUUUUGGGGGUGUCCAUCUUUCCUGAAAAAGGCUCCGCAGCCUUUUGGUUCAAUCUCAAGAGCGACGGCCGACCUGACUACUUGACUCUUCAUGCAGCUUGUCCCGUGCUCCUGGGACAAAAGUGGAUCGGAAACAAAUGGAUUGGAUAUACUCCACAAUGGAAGAUCAGACCUUGUGCCUUAAGCCCAAUGACUAGACAAUUUGGUCCCUUCCGCUGACUUUUUCAUUGGAUUCUAUGAUUCUUUUGGGUAAAUGUCACCUGUGAUACCAUACAUAUUUUUUUCUUUUUUUUUAUCGAGCAUGCCAUUAGGAUAUGGAAAAAAUAAACAA
This is a messenger RNA of Tigriopus californicus, 2059 nucleotides long. Its product is annotated as prolyl 4-hydroxylase subunit alpha-2-like. Gene Ontology annotation, molecular function: procollagen-proline 4-dioxygenase activity; L-ascorbic acid binding; iron ion binding. The coding region runs from base 253 to 1947 and encodes 564 amino acids. Gene Ontology annotation, biological process: peptidyl-proline hydroxylation to 4-hydroxy-L-proline. The transcript has 10 exons. Lineage: Eukaryota; Metazoa; Arthropoda; Copepoda; Harpacticoida; Harpacticidae. The record is from RefSeq and is a predicted model, not a curated record. Gene Ontology annotation, cellular component: endoplasmic reticulum.